AUGAGCACCCAUCUCGCAGCCGUGUCCGUAGCCCAGGGCCAGCCUCUCGAGGUUCAAAGCCGGGCCACGCCGAAGCCUGGCCCCGGCGAACUGCUGCUCGCCGUAAAGUCCGUCGCGCUCAACCCCGCAGACACGCUCAUGCGCGGCGCCGGCGUCUUCAUCCAAAACUACCCUACCGUCAUUGGCUUCGAUGUCGCCGGCGUCGUCCUCGCGGUCGGCGAGGGCGUUCCCCUGCAGUCCUCGGACAAUGAGCACGGCGUCUUCUUCAAGCCGGGCGUCACCAAAGUGGCCGCCUACAGCGCCGCCGUGUGGCAGGGCUGCGAUCCUAACUAUGGCAUCUUCCAGGAGUGCUGUCUCGUUCCCUGGCAGCACGCUGCGCCUCUCCCGGAGAGCUUCCCGUCGUGGCACCUGGCCGCGACGCUGCCUGUUUCCGUGCAAGUGCCGCUGUGUGCGUGGGACGCACUGGGGAUCACCUCUUCAGAGUCUGGCGCCGGGGAAUCACAGCAGGAAGCUCUUUUGAUAUGGGGAGCUUCUUCAAGCGUGGGGACAAUGGGCGUGCAGCUCGCGCGGUUGCUUAGAAGCAACGGCGCUGCCAUCGGCGCCGUCUACGCCACGGCCGGCACGGCGAACCACGCAUACGUCAAGUCGCUCGGCGCAGACCGCGUCUUUGACUAUAAAAGCCCAGACGUGGUAAACUCCAUCGUAUCUGCGGCAGGAGAGGACGGUUUGGCGAUUCGUCUUUGCUUUCUCGGGACGGGAGAUGUUGCGCUCUGUCAGGCCGUGCUGUCGGCCUUUGCCAAGACAGGCGGUAGUGCCGUCCGACGAGGUGCGAAGAUUGCUUCGGCUCCGAUUGUUCCUCCGGAUAUCAAGGAAGUAGAAGGCGUCGAAGUCAUCUUUCUCGUGCCCUCUUCUGACAAGACAGAGAGACUUGCUCAGUUCCAGAAGUGGAUGGCGCAGCUGAGCAAAAAUGUUGCCGCGGGCACCAUCAAGCCUAGUCCCGAGCCAAAGGUUGUAGGCACGGGUUUGGAUACGAUCAAUGCAGGCCUGGAUAGAUUGUCUGAGGGAGUCAGCUGUUCCAAGCUGGUUAUCCAGGUUUCAGAGUAA
Akanthomyces muscarius is the source of this 1104-nucleotide messenger RNA. RefSeq lists its product as uncharacterized. Gene Ontology annotation, molecular function: oxidoreductase activity, acting on NAD(P)H. The coding region runs from base 1 to 1104 and encodes 367 amino acids. The record is from RefSeq and is a predicted model, not a curated record. The transcript has a single exon. NCBI's taxonomy places the organism in Eukaryota, Fungi, Ascomycota, Sordariomycetes, Hypocreales, Cordycipitaceae.